Messenger RNA from Somion occarium, 1849 nucleotides. NCBI's taxonomy places the organism in Eukaryota, Fungi, Basidiomycota, Agaricomycetes, Polyporales, Cerrenaceae. The record is from the annotation of a GenBank genome assembly.
AGAAGCUUUGGCUUAUUCUCCAUUCCACCAAGACUUGAGAGGAUUUACAACGCUUAGGGGAAGAGGCACACUCCGACCACGCAUCGUUCAGGAUACCUCGAAUGCGUUCACCGAUUUCUUCCAUGUCCGCUGCCGACCAAAACACACACAGUAGCUGUACAAGUUUCUCGCCGACUUUUCUUGUGAAGCGUUCAGUAUACGAUGUGUCAUAUCUGGUCGAGUGCUCACCUGCAUAGGAUCACUUUAGGACCGCAUGGUCACUCCGGUGACUGCCUUCGGACAUCACACGCAAAGAGUCGCAGACUUGUGUGGGAUCGCCAACCCACACUAGGUCAAUACCCCUGGUCGCACAGCGGUAUUGUGGGGUGCCCAUGUUGGAGGCUGAACAUCUCUAUCGGGCUGAUCAAUGUGCAUACCAUGUGCGAUCUACUUCCAAGGGAUCAGACUGUAGGCUCCACCGCUGCUGACACCUCCACGUCUUUCGUUGAAGAUGAGGAUUCAAAAACGUUUACUGUCGGACUGUCAGAGUCGAUUUCUCCUACGGACCUGCUUGAGGCUGCCUAUCCUCCUUUGGUUGUUUGUUCAGCACCAGAACAGUCCGAUGCUUUACGACGAAAGAAAAACAUUCAAUUAGCGACGUUAUGCUUCUGUUUGUUCGUGGUGGGCUGGAAUAAUGGUACUGUCGGUCCUUUGCUACCUAGGAUUCAAGGAGUGUAUCAUGUCGGCUUUGCCGUGGUUUCACUCAUCUUUGUAUUUAAUGCUAUCGGCUUCUUGGUUGCAUCCGUCGCGAACGUCUAUCUAAGCGAUAAACUAGGUUUCGGCACAGUUAUGAUUAUAGGUGCCACCGUUCAAACAAUAGGCUACAUCUUGGACAGUGCAGCGUCUCCGUUUCCUGUCUUCGUGCUAGGCUAUUUCAUGAGCGGAUACGGUGUUGCCAUACUAGACGCUGGAAGUAGUGGAUACCUUACAACAUGGAGGGAUAGUACUCGAAUGGGUAUAAUGCAGGGUGUUUAUGGUCUCGGUGCACUUACAGCGCCAUUAUCGUCCACGCAGUUUGCACAACUACCCCAGUGGUCAUUCCACUAUCUCGUAUCAUUAGCGUUGUGUGUUCUUAAUAUCACAUUCUUAUCCUUGGCAUUCCGCUUCCGGAGGCAGGAUGAUUGUCUUCAAGAAAUAGGACUGACUCCUGCUCCGCCUCCGGCGUUGAGCAUCCAGGUGAACAAGUAUAGGCAGAUAAUUAGGCUCAAAGAGGUCCAUUUGCUUGCCCUCUUCUUACUAUUGAAUGUAGGUGUCACGUCUACACUUGGUGGCUGGAUUGUGACAUACAUUAUAGAUGUUCGGAACGGUGGGCCGUCAUCUGGAUACAUAUCGUCUGGCUUUUACACGGGGGUCACGCUCAGUCGAGUCCUCCUUUUAUGGGUUAACAAGAAGAUCGGCGAGCGUCGAGUUAUCUUUAUAUACAUAGUCCUUUCACUUGCGCUGGACCUGGUCGUCUGGCUUGUCCCAUCCCUAAUCGGCGAUGCGAUAGCCAUCGGAUUUAUCGGUUUCCUCUGGGGACCUAUCUAUCCUCUAGUCAUGAACCAUGCUGGGCUUAUCCUACCGCCGUGGAUUCUGACUGGAUGUGUCACUUGGAUUAUAGGAUUCGGUCAAGGUGGUUCGGGGUUUAUACCAUUCUUAACUGGUGCCCUGGCUCUGAAAGCUGGAAUAGCGAGUCUGCAGCCUUUUGUUGUGUCCCUCAUGGGGUUCAUGAUUAUUGUUUGGUUCCUCAUUCCCAGUACUCCUUGUCAUGUCGACUAAGGUAUCUAGGGUAUAAUCGUUGGGUUACAGAAGUCGCACCACAUCUCAAAAA